CUACUAUAUAAACCUACGAGUACCUCUAGCAGUCAACACAGUCCUUUCGCAGGAGGUGCAAAACAAACAUCAUGAAAUCAGCUAUAGUUCUUGUGGUUUGCUUGUUCGGCUAUGCUGCCGCCGGCGCCGUCCAUGGCUUGGGAUUGGUCGGUCUUGCCAACGUCCACGACGAUGGACAAUGGAAGCCCCAUUUGGACGGUUCCGUCCUCGGAUCUGGAAACCUCCAUUGGCUCGGUGCUGAUCUCGACGAUGGACAGUGGAAACCUCAUUUGGACAACUCUUUCGCUGGACAGUCCGGACACGGUCUCCUCGCUCACGGUCUCGUCGGACAUGGACUUGUAGGACACGGACUCGUCGGACACGGUCUCGUCGGACACCACUUGUACAAGAGGUCCGUCUAGGGAGUCAACCCUUACUCCCUCCCUGUCCCACUCGACACCCCCUACGUCGCUCACGCCAAGCACGCCCAGCUCGUCCAACAACACACCGAAGGAACCAGGAACGUCCUCGGAGGCGGUGUCC
Messenger RNA from Cimex lectularius (bed bug), 522 nucleotides. RefSeq lists its product as uncharacterized. NCBI's taxonomy places the organism in Eukaryota, Metazoa, Arthropoda, Insecta, Hemiptera, Cimicidae. The record is from RefSeq and is a predicted model, not a curated record. The coding region runs from base 72 to 401 and encodes 109 amino acids. The transcript is spliced from 2 exons.